Molecule: messenger RNA, 4040 nt
Organism: Meriones unguiculatus (Mongolian gerbil)
Lineage: Eukaryota; Metazoa; Chordata; Mammalia; Rodentia; Muridae
Gene: Prrg1
Product: proline rich and Gla domain 1
Exons: 5
Coding region: 320-973 (217 amino acids)
Cellular component (GO): extracellular region
Molecular function (GO): calcium ion binding
Source: RefSeq, a predicted model, not a curated record
CUUCUAUUCCUCCUUGCAGCAGCAGCUGGCUCCCGAUCCGGUCCUCGCUGGGCAGUAGCGGGAGUGCGCAGGCGCGGCUUAACGCUCUUCUAGAGCCUCGUACCAGAGCCAGACUUGCGGUGAGUGGGGUAGCGGUGCAGGACUCUUACGAGAAAGCGUGGUUGCAGCCCCAGAGGGACCCGGCCUUUGCCUCAUAUACGGAUUUCUAUAAAUUGUAAAAUAACCAUAGACACAGUGGGGAUUAAAUUAGAAGUUAGACACUCACCCUUCGCCGAAUUAGAAUUGUCAUCCAGGACCUGCCAGAAGCCACAAGAAAAAAAUGGGGAGGGUUUUCCUCUCAGGAGAAAAAGCCAACUCAGUAUUAAAACGCUACCCAAGAGCCAAUGGGCUUUUUGAAGAAAUAAGACAGGGCAACAUUGAGCGUGAAUGCAAAGAAGAAGUCUGCACUUAUGAAGAAGCCAGAGAGGCUUUAGAAAAUCAUGAAAAAACUAAAGAGUUUUGGAGCACUUACACAAAAGCACAGCAAGGAGAGACGAGCAGAGGAAGUGACUGGUUUCAAUUUUAUCUUACUUUUCCAUUAAUCUUUGGCCUCUUCAUUAUUCUCCUUGUCAUCUUCUUAAUCUGGAGAUGCUUUCUAAGAAACAAAACUCGGAGACAGACAGUGACUGAAAGCCACCUUCCUUUCCCUCAACAUCUUAACAUUAUUACAGCACCUCCACCACCAGAUGAAGUCUUUGAUAGCAGUGGAUUGUCUCCGGGCUUUUUGGAAUACGUUGUUGGGCGUUCAGAUUCAGUCUCCACUCGUCUUUCCAACUGUGAUCCCCCACCAACCUACGAGGAAGCCAUUGUCCAGGUGAACCUGAGGAGUGAAACAGAACCUCAUUUAGACCCACCACCAGAAUAUGAGGACAUAGUCAACUCCAGUUCAGCUAGUGCCAUUGCUAUGGUGCCUGUGGUCACCACUUUCAACUGAAGCUGCAAACCUCGUUUUACUCUAAUCAUUUCUAAAAUAUUAAUGGAAGAACUUUCUAGCACUUUACUACUACAUAAAUGUGUUGGCUUAUUUUAUUAGACUCUCACAGUAUACCACUUCACAUUUACUGGUUUGAUUUACCUUUACUUUUGUUUCUUAUUAUAAAAUCAUCAUCUGUGUUCAUUUUUACAAGAGGAAACAUGAAGGAAAGACAUGCUGGUGACAGUCUUUAUGUACUGUGGUGACAUACACAUGUCUGUACAAAAUAUAUACAUAUGUGUGUAUAUGUACAUGUCGCCGUAUGUCCACCAUCCACUUUGUGUACAACUAACUUCUACCGCAACACCUGUAAAGAUAUCAUUAUUCACCAAAUUGAAGAGGCAGGGGGCAGUUUAUGUGAUAGUCAGUAACAUGCAUGUUUUCUAAUUAUAUAUGUUGGUUAACAUCCCAUUACUUCUUUCUUGAAAGAAAAACGUAUGCAUGGAUUCAUCCUCAAUUUUAGAGAUAUCUCGCAGAGAGACAGAGACAGAGCAUGUAGCAUUCAGCAUAUGUACUUGAUUGUAGUACGGAACAAGGAAAUCUUUGAUCAUUAGGGCAUUUAGCUCAUUUUGUACAAUAUUUCCUCUUCUUGGCUGAUUACCACACUCUGUCCCAUUAAAAUUUGCUUAGCAUCAUUUAGUAUUUUGUGCCACUCAUAUUAACAUCUUGUUUACAAGUAAAUCAAUGUGGUGAAAUAAUUUUUAUGUUAAUGACAGGGAGUAGGCACUGACUAUUCCAUUUCUCAUUGUGUGGUGGGCAACAGUUUUUUUACACUAAUUAUUUUCUCAUUGAUACUAGGACUAUAUUCACUCAAGAAUUUAAAACCAGUUUUUGAAUUAUUUUCUUAAUGUUUUAUACAGGAUAAAAUCUUAUACUUAAAAUUAUCAAUACAUAAUUUUCCAUUCAGUCAUAAGCUGUGAUUUUUAUGUUGAUGUUCUAUUGAUGGAAGAUUACACAGUAUCUGCUAUAGUAGAUACAUGCUAAAUAUAGUUUAGUCCCACAUAGAUCUCAUUAUUGUUGCUCUUUUAUUUUAUAUUCUAUUUUUUUAAGCUGCAGUAGUUUUACUUCAUUCUCUUGUAGUAGAGGGAAUAGGCUGUGAAUGAACUGCCAAAAUAAACUGAUUUCAGAAAUAAUUUUAAAAGGUCAAAUGAGAUGGCAUGUGUACACAUAAUUUUUACAAUAUUAAGAUUUAAAUGUAUGGUCCUAAUGUUAUUAUUAUGCUACAAGGGGAUAUUUCUCCCUGUUCCCCUAGAAUUGAUCAGAGCUUUUAUAUAAUGAGAAACAGAGCAGGCUGCUCCAUAAAUAGAUAAUAUUUUUCUAAUCUGAAUGUAUGGGCUAUUACUUACCUUCAGACAUAAUCUGGACUGUACAAAAGCUCUGCCAAUUUAAGUAUAUGUUCCAGUGCUGCAUGGAAUGAAGUAAUGCUGGGAAUUACACUAAAGUACCUGAGUUAGUUUAUAGGGCUGAUAGAUUAAAUAUAUAUAUAUUGUAAUGAUAAUGGUCUCAGUUUGACAAUAUUGCUUUGAAUUUUUCCCUGACUAUAUGGUGAUUUUUACCUUCUAAUUAAGUCUGGAGUUGGAGAUGUUUGAUCCAGUGUACAAGAAAAGUUAUGGCUUGUUUAUAACUGAACAUCAAGGCUAUUUUUGUGGGGAUUUUGUGUGUGUGUGUGACACUAAUUUUAGGCUUUAGAUGAGACCAGCAAUUUUCAAAUUGUGGUGCAUAGAUCCCAGGAGUUCUCUGACAGACUUCCAUGGAAUCUGUGAAAUCAAUAUAGUUUCAUCCUAUCUGAAGACAUUUCUUGUCUCUUUAUUCUAAUUCUCUCAAAACAGAAUUGAACGAUGGAGAACAAUAGUCAUCCCACACAUCUCUUAAAAAAAGAAAAUAUAGCUAUUUUUCAUAAAAUGCCAAUUGUAUUAGCAUAUAUAUUUAAUUUUAGGUGACUUAGUGCUUUAAUUUUUUUCAGUUCAUUUCUAACAUGUUAAAUACUGAUUGUUACAAAAGUUUUUUGGAAUGUAGUUUUCCCAAAGGGUAUAAAAGGGAUCCAGAAACCAAAUUUUAAGAACUUCAGGAUUAGAAAAAAAGAACAGUACAUUUUGUCACUAAGAUAGGUUUUUGUUCUGGUAACAUUAUUUUACAUUUUGAAGGCUGAAUAUUGUAUUUAAUACUUCCUGAACCAAAGUAUAAGAAUGAAUGAUGAUUCUUGAAACAAAAGCUCAAUGUUUAAAUUGAUCAGUAAUGACAGCUGUUUAGAUUGUUGAUCAGAGAAAACUAUACUAACCAUAAAUUUCAUAGUAGCUUUUUUUCAUAAUGAGAGAAUAGUAAAAAUACUAUUUUCUUCAUGAAAUUUUACUUUACAGUUUGUUGUUGUUGUUGUGUGUGAAUGCAGUUUGGGUUUCAUACUUUAAAAAUGCUUUUUGUUGGCCCUUCUGGUUUUAUAAAAUGAGUUUCUUAACAUUUAUUAUAAGUAAGGGGUUUAUCUGGAAUAAUAUAUAUUUUAUGCUUUGCCUUUCCUACCUGAUUAAUACUGCAUUUGCCUUUGAUCAUUUUUAAUGAAGAUUUAUUUUUGCAGAAUAUACUUAAUACCUUUCUAAGCAGUAAAUAAUGGAAUUAUGCAGUUUAUAUUUAAAUAAAAGGAACUGCUCAAGGUUCCUCCAAUAGAAUGAUUUUCAGACCUCCACCUACAAUGCUUGUGUUUGGAAUCCUUGCACUGCCCUUUUUGCUUUUGUCACAAUAAAAUAUAUAUGUUUUAAAUAAAUAAAAUGAUUGCUUCUUUUCUUGUUGACCAAUAAAAAAGGAGAUGUUGUGUUUUUUUAUUGCAAAUGAUAAUUUUUUCAAGAUUGAUAAUCUGAUCCAGUAACUAAAGAGGUGGUUUUAACUUUCUUCUGUGUAAGUAACAUGCAUUUUAUUACAAUACUUCAUGCUUUUAAAUGCUUUGUUUACAUUUAAUUAUGGUCUUUAACUUUUUAUGUUUAUACUAGGUAUGAUCUUUAGGUUUUGUGUUUUGGUAUACUAAAUAAAGAUUUUUUAA